UUUGACUCGUGCUGACCUCUGCUGCGGUCGGUUCCGCUGUUCAUCCCGUCCUGGCAACUAAUACAAAACGCCCUCGGACCCGUCACCGUCACCGUCACCGUCCUGGAUUCUAUGCGCCCGAUCCGCGACAGAACGCUCGAUUUGUCCCUCCCAGAUUAAAGCCUGGUGAGAUUGGUGCGCGCGAAUUUUGGUGGGGUUUCCUCUGACUGCGCUGGUUCGCAACGCGACAAAAGCCACCCACCCACCCGACUCGGAACCAAGCUGCUUCGGCAUUCACCUGUCGCCGCCCAUCACGAACACCGAGCAGCGCACGUGCGAUAACAUUAUUAACGGCCGCAUACCACCCCCAUCCCCCAAGACAUCGCUGGAGAAUUCAUACCGAGAUGAACGUGGAAGAGAAGGACCAAAGCUCCCCUGCCCCGUCGGCGGAGCGCACCGAAGCCAGCCAGGAGGCUAGCGCGGCCGGAGACCAGGCAGAACCGCCCAAGGCCGAGGCCAACGGCGACGGACAUACCAGUGGUGCCGCGGCGCCCGGCCAGAAACCCAACCCGAAGGACCCGUCAAGACCGCGGAGGAAGAAGGCCAGAAGGGCUUGCUUUGCUUGCCAGCGGGCGCACUUGACUUGCGGUGAUGAGAGACCGUGUCAACGGUGCAUCAAGCGUGGUCUGCAAGAUGCGUGCCACGACGGCGUCCGGAAGAAGGCCAAAUACCUGCACGAUGCGCCGGAUGGCGCCUUGAUGCCCAGCAUCCCCGGCGGCGGGACUUUCUACAACAAUGGUGGCGGCAUGCGCAAUAGCCUGCCACUGUCCAGGAAUGGGGCCAAUGCUGUCAAUGCCGCCGCUCGGCAGAGCUCCGGGGCCAACUUCUACCCUACGCCCCAGUCGACGUCCUACAAUGUCUACCAGGAGAAUGCCAUGAACCAGGGCUCCUUUCCUUCCCAAUCCCCCGUGUCCCCGACCUUCAACCUCAAGGCCACUCCGACGGCUCGAGCCAACAGCCUCUCCUCCGUCAACCAGCCCCCGCCGAACCCCGUCUCGGGACCUCCCACCCAGAGUCAGAACCCGUUCGCCGGUCCCUUCUUCGACCCGAGUGACCCAGCCCUGUUCAACUUCGACCUAUCCAGCAUGAACUUUGAGAACCGUUACGGUGCGUUGGAGUUUGGCAUGCUGGGACACAUGGCCACGGGCGCCGGGGACUCGCCCAGCGACUCGGCCACCCAGCGAGGGUCGAUGGGACGGAGUGGCUCGGCACAGUUCGCCUCGACGCCAAUCGCCGCCGGGCCCGGGUUUGGCGAAAGCCCGGGCAACCAGCCGCCGUUCAUGUUCGGGGAUCCGCUCUUGAACGAGUGGCCUAGUGGACAGGCACCGACUCAACCGCACGGGAUCCCGGGGGUCUACCCCCAGGGACAGGGUAGCGCGAUCCCAGCGCACAUGGGCAAGGCGGAUGCGCCCCACGCGUUUGCGAUUGAAAGCGGUCCGGCCAGCUUCAAUAGUCCCGGUGCGACCACCAGCCCGCAGAUGACGACAGGGUUUGAGGAGUCUCCGUUCAACAGCGCGGUAGCCAGCAAAUCGAAUGGGUUGGCUCCCAACGGACAGCGACCGUCCAUCACGACCCCGAGCCUGAAACACCAGAGCCUGCAGGUCGGGACUCGGCGACGCCAGCGGAACCCGUCUGCGGUCUACGACAGCGUCAAGGAGCCGUAUGCCUACACCAGUCGCUUCCACAACCUCACCGCCUUCAUCCAGCGACGCUUCCCUCCCCAGAAGAGACUGCAGAUUGCCAAGGCGCUGGCGUCUAUCCGGCCGUCCUUCAUCGCGACGACCAAGACGCUGAACCGGGACGACCUGAUCUUCAUGGAGAAGUGUUUCCAGCGGACGCUGUGGGAGUACGAGGACUUCAUCAACGCGUGCGGCACGCCGACCAUUGUGUGCCGGCGGACGGGCGAGAUCGCCGCCGUGGGCAAGGAGUUCAGCAUCCUGACGGGGUGGAAGAAGGACGUGCUGCUGGGCAAGGAGGCGAACCUCAACGUCAACACGGGCGGGACCUCGAUGCCCGGCUCCGGGACAUCGUCACGCAGCUUCACGCCGCGCAGUUCGACGGCGGAGAACCCGACGCCCGGGCGGCCGCAGCCGGUGUUCCUGGCGGAGUUGCUGGACGAUGACAGCGUGGUGCAGUUCUACGAGGACUUUGCGCGGCUGGCAUUUGGGGACUCCCGGGGCAGCGUGAUGACGACGUGCAAGCUGCUGAAGUACAAGACGAAGGAGGACAUGGAGGUGGCGUCGGAAGACCACCAACGGUGGAACAGCCACCUGCGCAAGGGCGGGAUUGCCAGCGAGGCGGGGAUGAACCAGCUGGGGUUCAAGGACGGCAAGGUCGAAUGUGCAUACUGCUGGACAGUCAAGCGAGACGUCUUCGACAUUCCGAUGUUGAUUGUGAUGAAUGUGAGUUAUCCCCCUUUGGGCCGAUGACAAUGAUGGUGAUGGCGAUGCUAACCCGCCCCAGUUCUUACCGUGUAUUUGAUCAUCUGUAUCAUGCGUCUGCCCCUGCUUUAUUGUUUAAUGUGCUUCAUCAGUUUCAUACCCGGGCCGGAUUCUAAAAAAAUGGGUCGCUCUUUGCUUUGGUC
Aspergillus heteromorphus CBS 117.55 is the source of this 2623-nucleotide messenger RNA. Its product is annotated as Zn(II)2Cys6 transcription factor domain-containing protein. The coding region runs from base 384 to 2468 and encodes 694 amino acids. NCBI's taxonomy places the organism in Eukaryota, Fungi, Ascomycota, Eurotiomycetes, Eurotiales, Aspergillaceae. Gene Ontology annotation, biological process: cellular response to starvation; regulation of DNA-templated transcription. The transcript is spliced from 2 exons. Gene Ontology annotation, molecular function: DNA-binding transcription factor activity, RNA polymerase II-specific; zinc ion binding; RNA polymerase II transcription regulatory region sequence-specific DNA binding. Gene Ontology annotation, cellular component: nucleus. The record is from RefSeq and is a predicted model, not a curated record.